GUCGCUCGAGCUGCGACUUUGAUGAAACCUCAGCGAAUUUUCCCCCAACAUAUGAACAGACAAAUUAAAAAAUUUGAGUUUGGCUGUUGAAUCAUGGAUCAAGGCCAGUUUAGGGAUAAUGCUGUACGGUUGUCGAUUUACAGAUCAUAUCAGAACCGUAGCUAAUUUGUCUCAAGGGCAAUGGAGGGGCAGGUGGAGAUACGGACUCCCACAAAUUAGAGGUAUCUUUGACGACACUUUGAUUCCAUAUUGUAUUAUUAACAUCGCGAUGUUUCUUUCACUAGGUUGUGCUUACCCCCGAUUGCAGUCACCGCCGUAAGUCGUCCUUGGUCAUGGCGAAUGAACCAGGCAAGCCUCGCCUUGACCGCGCAGACGAUAAGACCGCCUGCUUCGUACAUUCCCUGAUCGCAGGUGAAUGGAUUUGCCCCCCGGGUCAAGCGAAGAAUGCACGAAUUGGGCUGGACGACGCAAUUGGCUUCGACGAUACCGUCGUAGAUGACGAUGGCGUCACCGUCACCGAUAUGGACGACUGGACGCCAAAGCAAUCCGAGACCAUCGUGGAGUCACGGCAGCUGACGAAAAAACAGUUGUCUGAUAUGGCAUGGAAUGUACGGAAGUUGUCCAAAAAGCUGGAUAGCAUCAAACUCAAGCUGUCUGUCAAGAAUGUCUUUGUGGUGACUAAAGCGGGCGAUGAUAGCGUGAUUGCGUUUACGAGGAAGGUCACAGAAUGGUUAUUGUCUAAAGACCGUGAUACGCAGUAUAAUGUCUACGUGGAGAGACGACUGGAGGCGGUUGCGGAUUUCGGUGCUUCUCAAUUGCUGACGGAUGAACCUUCCGCAGCAGGGCGGCUCAAGUUCUGGGACAAUAAGUUUGUGUACGAGAAUGCCUAUCUCUUUGACUUCGUCAUUACACUGGGUGGUGAUGGGACGGUUCUUUAUACGAGCUGGCUCUUCCAGCAAGUAGUACCGCCGGUCCUCUCUUUCUCACUGGGAUCAUUGGGAUUUCUAACCAAAUUCGAUUUUAAUGAUUAUCAGAAGACGCUUGGGUCCGCUUUUAAAGACGGUGUUGCCGUUAGCUUGAGGUUACGAUUCGAAUGCACAAUUAUGAGGAGUAAUGGGCGAGGAGAUGAAUCAUUAACGCACUCGAAGAAACGAGAUUUGGUGGAAGAGCUGAUCGGCGAAGAAGUUGAAGGCACGUUAACACACAAGCCGGAAAAAGUUGUUCAAAUUUUGAACGAUGUUGUCCUCGACCGGGGGCCAAAUCCCACAAUGUCCUCCAUUGAGCUGUUCGGCGACGAUGAGCAUUUUACCACUCUGCUUGCAGACGGUGUCUGUAUCGCUACACCUACGGGCUCGACAGCGUACAACUUAGCCGCUGGAGGAUCUCUGUGCCACCCUGACAACCCGGUGAUCCUGGUCACAGCGAUCUGCGCACAUACGCUGUCUUUCCGACCGAUAAUACUACCUGACACCAUCGUCCUGAGAAUGGGCGUGCCCUAUGAUGCACGUACCAGUUCGUGGGCAAGCUUCGAUGGCCGAGAAAGAGUUGAAUUGCACCCAGGUGACUACGUGACUGUUUCUGCCUCACGGUACCCAUUCGCAAAUGUGUUACCGCAAGAUCGGCGCAAUAAUGAUUGGGUGCACAGUAUUUCAAAGACAUUAAAUUGGAACUCAAGGCAAAAGCAAAGGGCUCUCAAGUAAUGAUUGAAGAGCUUGGACUCGUAUCUUUUGCAUGGAGCAUAGAUAAUGAUGAUUAUUUUGGUACGGGGUUUUGUUUACGGCGUCUGUCUUACGUGGGGUAUGCAUAUAAUCCAUUGCCUGGGAUCUUAAUCUAUGUGCGUUCUUGUGAUGAAGCAGACGAAUUUUGCAAAACUAUAUAUCUCAACAGUAUCAUAUGCAACACUUCUCUUCGAAGAUAGAUAUGUGUAUAAUAUCCUGGAAUUGAAACCCCACGAAUUCUAUGAAUAAUUAAAAACCAAUCGAGCAUUCGAUCUCGCAUGCUGUGGAG
Aspergillus pseudotamarii is the source of this 2007-nucleotide messenger RNA. Its product is annotated as putative NAD+ kinase. Bases 333 to 1700 code for a protein of 455 amino acids. The transcript has 3 exons. Gene Ontology annotation, biological process: NADP+ biosynthetic process; NAD+ metabolic process. NCBI's taxonomy places the organism in Eukaryota, Fungi, Ascomycota, Eurotiomycetes, Eurotiales, Aspergillaceae. Gene Ontology annotation, molecular function: NAD+ kinase activity. The record is from RefSeq and is a predicted model, not a curated record.